AAACCGCCAAUGCUGUGGCUUGAAACCAGGAACACCAGAGCUCUGACCAAUCAGAUGAUGUCUGGCUGGGCAUAGCUUUAGAGCCUUGCUCCACUGUGGCACAACUGGCGCCGACUUCGAGCAAGGCUGCUCCGUGUGGAAGACAGUAAAGCUCACACUGUCCGCCCGCCGGAAGCUGCAUUCAAGUGUUGUGUCACUCAGCCCACCAGCCUGAAUUCAGAGAGAUCUCACAUCAACUCGAUAUUUUGAGAGGGACUCGGUCAAUAGGUCAAUACUCGACCGAUAUUCAAGCCCAGGACAGCUUUCUUAUACCAACUCCUUAACACAUCUCUGCAAAGGCAAAAGCAGAACCCAAAUUUACCCCUCCUCCAGGACCUGCAACGCCACUUCGUCGACCUCGAUUUGACGGACCAAAGCUGGUUAGGGAGACAAUACCACCAACAAAACAACAUCUUGUUAACCGGUCUUUGGGUUUUGACCCUGAAUUGACUACCACCAACCGGCCACUAGGCUUAACCUUACCCUCACAUAUCAACAUUCAAGAUGGAGCACCUCUCAAUACAUGACCACCAACACGGCCCUCCCCCCCCUGGAAUGAUGCCGCAACCACCUCAACAUCCAGGCGGCCCUGUACCCCAGGGCAUGAUGCCCCCGGGACUCGGCCGCCCUCCCCAGCCCCAGCAGUUGCCAGCCCAGAUGUUUACCACUGCUGCUCAGCUGUUGGAUCUCACAGAUAAAAAACUCCUGAUCUCCCUCCGCGACGGCCGUAAAUUGAUAGGCAUCCUCCGCAGCUGGGAUCAAUUUGCCAACCUCGUCCUCCAAUCCACAAAAGAGCGCAUCUUCGUCCCCCCCGUCCUCUCGGAAAAAGAGCCAACCGGCAUCUUCGCCGACAUCGACCGGGGUACGUUCCUAGUCAGAGGCGAGAACGUCUUGUUGCUUGGAGAAAUCGAUCUCGACAAGGACGACGAUGCGCCCCCGGGGUAUCAGCUGGCCGACAUAAAGAUGGUGGAGAAGCUCGCGAGGGAGAGGAAGAAGGAAGAGAAGGUCAAGGAAAAGAAGAAGACCAAGAUGCUGGGGAAGGAGGGCUUUGAGGGGGAGAAUUUGGGGGAGAUGCCGCUCAUCUAAGAGGUGGGGAGGAGAGGAGAAGGGUAAGGGACUGAAAAAGCAGAAUAUUGUGAAAUGCUUACUUUCAGGUUCUUGGGGAAGAGAGAGACCUGUUACAUGCUCAUGGCUUAUGCGUAGAUAUGGCAUGAUUGAGAAGGAGGGUUAUGAAGAGGAAGAGCAUCUCAUAGCGAUGGGUUUGUUAUUGAAGCAAGAAUGGCAUGGAAAUGAGGACC
Molecule: messenger RNA, 1337 nt
Organism: Podospora pseudocomata
Lineage: Eukaryota; Fungi; Ascomycota; Sordariomycetes; Sordariales; Podosporaceae
Exons: 3
Coding region: 544-1125 (193 amino acids)
Biological process (GO): deadenylation-dependent decapping of nuclear-transcribed mRNA
Cellular component (GO): Lsm1-7-Pat1 complex; P-body
Molecular function (GO): RNA cap binding
Source: RefSeq, a predicted model, not a curated record